Molecule: messenger RNA, 6354 nt
Organism: Patella vulgata (common limpet)
Lineage: Eukaryota; Metazoa; Mollusca; Gastropoda; Patellidae
Product: putative Dol-P-Glc:Glc(2)Man(9)GlcNAc(2)-PP-Dol alpha-1,2-glucosyltransferase
Exons: 3
Coding region: 35-1438 (467 amino acids)
Biological process (GO): protein N-linked glycosylation; dolichol-linked oligosaccharide biosynthetic process
Cellular component (GO): endoplasmic reticulum
Molecular function (GO): dolichyl pyrophosphate Glc2Man9GlcNAc2 alpha-1,2-glucosyltransferase activity
Source: RefSeq, a predicted model, not a curated record
UACAUAAACAAAGCUUGAACGGGAAAAUCGGAAAAUGCCUGAUGUUUCGGCGUGUUUAGCUGCGGCAACCUUUAUGUUAAUAUCUAUUAUUCCUUUUUAUUUUAGUAAUGAUGCCCAGCCUAAACCAUAUAUGGAUGAAAUAUUCCAUGUUCCACAAGCCAAGCGAUUCUGUGAUGGCAAUUAUAGCUAUUGGGAUCCAAUGAUUACAACACUUCCUGGUCUAUAUAUAGUAUCAGUAGUUAUACUAAAACCAUUGUCUCUAAUACUACCACACACUCAAGAUGUCUGCUCAACUCAUAAUCUACGAGCCGUUAAUCUCCUGUUUAUGGCGGGGAAUAUGUUCUUAUUGUAUCUCAUUAUCAAGAGGAUUCACGUCAACAAUAAGAUGAUCUCAAAUUCAACAUUAGUUCUGAAUGCGUGGACGCUUGCGUUUUUCCCAGUGUUAUAUUUCUUUUCGUGGAUGUAUUAUACCGAUCCAGGGGCUGUGUUUUUUACACUUUUAAUGUACUAUCUUAAUCUCAAAAGUAGCCAUUUUGUGUCGGCCAUUUUUGGAGUGGUUGCCAUAGUGUUCAGACAAACCAAUAUAAUCUGGGUGCUGUUUGUGUUGGGCUUAACCAAGGGAAGACAACUCAUAAUUUGGAUGGAGCAAGAAAAGAAAGAUAUUACACGGAUGACAGACUUAAGAACUUUAAUCACGUUAUUCAAUUUAAUUUUCAAAUCGGUCAGACACAAACCUUCUCGGAUCUUUGAGCUGAUCCAAGCCAUCGUUAAAUCAACUUGGUGUUAUAUUGCAGUGGUCAUCAGCUUUAUAACGUUCGUGUUUAUAAAUGGUGGGAUUGUCGUGGGAGAUAAAAGUCAUCAUCAAGCAUGUUUAAACUUUCCACAGAUCUUCUAUUUUCUGUGUGUAACGUUAGCGUUUUCGUGUAUGCAUAUCGCAAGUCCCUCGAAAAUUGUCUACUUCUUGAAAUUUUCGUUUCAGAGUCCCGUAAAAGUGUCUGUGUUUGUGUUAUUAGCAUAUUAUUUAAUCGCAAAUUACACCUACGUUCAUGAAUAUUUAUUAGCUGACAAUCGUCACUAUCCAUUUUAUGUCUGGUCAAAGAUAUUUAAACGUCAUGAAAACGUCAAAUAUGGGCUUAUAGUUGUUUAUCUAUUCGCUGCAAUAGCCGUUUCCAAAGCACUCGAAAAUAAAGACGUGUUUUGGAAGAUUGUAUUCUUAAUAUGUCUUUGUGCUUGUAGCAUUCCUCAAAAACUGUUAGAAUUUAGAUAUUUCAUUAUUCCAUAUUUAAUAUUUCGAGUUAAUAUUACAGUAACUUCUAAAUUUAAAUUAUUUUUAGAAUUGUUGUUAUAUAUCAGUAUUAACGUUCUCACCGUUUAUAUCUUUAUUUAUAAAACGUUUAAAUGGAGCGAUUCGGAUGAUCUUCAAAGAUUUAUGUGGUGAUGGGAUAGGAAACAAAAUAUUUAUGUUGGUAAUAGAGACAGAUAUAUGCCAUGCGGUGUGAGAGAGAGAGAGAGAGAGAGAGAGAGAGAGAGAGAGAGAGAGAUCCACUGGACACAAACUAGGUUAUUUUGAGACUAACAUGGUUCAAUUUUAUUUCAAUAAUUCGCUUGCGCGUAGGAGUCUUUAGCAGUGGAGGGGGGUUGGAUGGCCGAAUGGUUAGCACGCGCGCGCUGUAUCAUACGGUCUGUCAUUGAGUCAACUGGGGGACCCAGCAAAAACCCACGAGAAUGGACAGACAACCCUGCUCCUGGUCACAUCAUGUACAACCGGGGAAUCGAUACCACGCCAGUUGACUCAAUGACAGACCUUAUGAUACAGCGCGCAGGCACUAACCAUUCGGCCAUCCUAUGUCCUAUGAAGGAAUUUCAGCAAGGGCACCAGCAUUUUCAUCUGCUCUACAUCAAAUUCCAACUGCAAGGAAAGGGUUCUUUUUUUUACAUGCCUAUGUAUCCAUGAAACCUCAGUUCUUGGUCCCAUCAAACAACCUUGUUUUAAACAUUUUGAUUAGGCUUAAUAAUUUCUCUUACAGAGCUGUCAUGACAUUAGGAAUUUUUAAUGGGUUUGACAGGGUUUAUAAGUUGCAAGCAAGAAAUCCAAGACUGACUAACAUGUACAAUACAUUAUGAAUUUUUAAAGAGUUUGACAGGGUUAUCAGUUACAAGCAUGAAAUCCAAGACUAACUUACAAUACAAAUGAAAUAAUACUUAAUUUAUAUUUCAUCGAAAACAGGCGUAUUUAUUCAUUGUUAUCUGCUAGGCUUGAUAGGAACUGACCAUGUGAUUGAUCUAUUUUCUAUAAAAGUCUGGGACCAAUAAAAUCCAGUUUGAUGUCACACAAAAUUUUGAUCAGCAUACAAUCUGAAUAAAACACAGAUCUUAUUUCGUUUUGUUUUUUAUAGUUCAAUAUUUCGUUUUACUUGUCUUUACUACGCCAGGAUCUGGAAGAGUUGUUAUAUAACCCUCGUUCUGGUUGAUGUGAGGGAUAAGCCAAUGAAACCGGUUUGUUGUAGCGAAUUCUUGGCAUACGAUGCACGGAACUGUUGGUAAUUUACCAGAAACAUCAACGCUGAUUGGUUAAUCAAAUAUCUGAUGUCAUACGGUCGAAACCCACUCGUAUGACUGCUGACGCGACCUUACACUACAACUGGUCAGAUCUUCAUGUAGUAGAGGCCAUUGAAAGUAUAAAAAAACCAAAACGAAAUAUAGAUCUGUAUUUUAAUUACAUGUAGAUUGGAUCAGCAUAUAGAAUAGUAUUUUUGUCAUAUCAUCAUUUAUAUAUGUAGACUUGUAUCAUCGUGUUGUUAAUAGGAAAUAUAUAUAGAUUCCUACCUAACGUAAACUCAUUUUUAUCAACAGUCUUUUUAAAUGUGUUCAGUUGUCUUACAAUUUAUAAAUAAUUCCAUCUUUAAUUAAAGAUUAUCUAAAAGCUAGAUCUGCCUAUUGCAGUCUUUCUUUUGGCUUCAUUUGUUAUAUAAAUUAUUAAUUAGUUAUUUUUUAGAAUGACAAGCCUAUAAUCAACACUCUAGAUCAUCCAAAGGUUACGUAUUUAAGAUUUUAUUACUUACUUUGAAAUGGUUAAAUAAUUUAGCUCCUGUUUACCUCUCCAAUUUUUUGGAACUUUAUACAUCUAACCGAACAUUACGUACAUCAGAUAAACUACUUUUAAAGCCCAAAACUGUUCAACUAGUCUCUUAUGGUCAGCGCUCUUUUAGUUAUCAUACACCUGUUUUAUGGAAUAAUCUACUAAGAUAUUGUACAUCUCUAUAUUCUUUUAAAACACAACUUAAACACAUUUAUUUAAUCAGGCUUUUAACUGACUCUGUAUACAAUCGUUAACAUGUCCAUAACCUUGUUGUUUAUUUAUGAUUACAUUGUCAAUUUGAAAAGUGUCCCUAAGCAUGUUAUAUAAUAGGCAUAGGCGUACGGGCUGGGGUGGCGGCCGUCCCCCCAUUUUGGGCACCAAAUGCUGGGAAAAUUUGGGCACACAAUUGUACUUUGUAAAAGUUGUAUACAAAAAUAUUGUGUUCUUGAAUGUGUCCAAUUUAACAGCGAAUUUAUUAUUAUUAUGUAACAUACUAAGAACCUAACUACAUUUUUGGGGCACCAACCACCACCGCCCCCCCCCCCCAGUCAAAAAUUUCCCGUACGCCUAUGAUAAUAAGAUGCACUAUAAUAAUAAUAAUUUAAUCUGUUAAAAUUAAAAUGGAAUAUUAAUUUUUUGUUGAUUAUUUGUUUAUUAUGUAGCAAUAUGGAAACUUCAAACAAUUAUAACUCAAUUUGAUUAAAACACAGAUCGUAUUUCGUUUUGUUUUUAUAGUUCAAAAUUUCGUUUUACUUGUCUUUACUUCACCAGGAUCUGGAAGAGUUGUUAUCAUUGACGUGUUUUGGAUGAUAUGAGGGAUUAGCCAAUGAAACGUUCUGUUACUGCAAGCUUUUGGUGUGUGGUGCACGAAACUGUGGGUAAUCCACUAGAAACAUCAAUGCUGAUUGGUUAAUCAAAUGUCUGACGUCGUAGGUUCAAAAGCCGCUCGUAUGACCUCUGAAGAGGCCUUCCAAAGCAACCGGUCAAUCUUCAUGUAGUGUAGGCUACCGAAAGUAUAAAAAACAAAACGAAAUAUAGAUCUGUGUUUUAAUCAGAUUGAUAAUAACUUUUUCAGAAUAAAGCAAUUUGACUGAAAUUUUCAAUAUAUUCAUUUUUCAUUAUCUAUUUUAAAACUGUCAGCACUUUAUCUAGAAGUGGGUUAUAUGCACAUGAUGGAAGACAGAGAGAAAUGGGUCAUUUCGGGACUAACAGCACUUAAAUCAUAUGGUCAAUAAAAAAAAAAAAUUUAUAUAAUAAUAAUACAUGUAUGUCCAUUUAUAUAGCGCCAAAUCCACGAAACAUGUUCAUAACGCAAACAUACAACAACUAUAUACAAACGUUCAUGAUAUGAGGUUGCCUUUCAUAUGACUGUAAUAGUAAGUGCAGGAGGACCGCACUACACGCAAAACAAAAAUCUACAAGAUAAACCUGCGAACAAGACAGAAAAUAGACAUUGCACCAAAUAAACAAAUAUCAAAUCAAGUGAAUGGAUCCGGGGGCCAGCCAUAAGCGUCCACUGCACUGUACAGUCCCAGGCCUGUAGUGACACAGACUUCACUCAACAUUAAGACAAACAAUCAGGAAUACAAAAAAGACAAAACAGAAAUAAUGCGACCAAUUUUGACAGUGGUCGUAUUUUCUCAAUUUUUGUAAUGAAUUUUUGAAAUCAAGAUUUGAAGAUUGACAAAGAAGUCUCAAAACGCCAUUCAAACAUUUAGUGGUUUCUUCACAUAUAGCCCCAUGUCCCCGGUUGUACGUGACAAGGAGUAGGGGCGCCUGUCCAACCUCGUGGGUUUUCUCCGGGUCCUCCGGUUUCCUCCCACUGCUAAAGACCCCUAUGCGCAAGCGAAUUAUUGAAAUAAAAUUAAACCAUAUGUUAGUCCCGAAAUGACCUAGUUUGUGUCGAGUGGACGUUAAACCCCAUUUCUCUCUCUCUCUCUCUAUAGCCCCAUGUUUGGUCAAGUGUUCUAUUAAAGAUACAUUAUGUAAGAUUUAAAUAAAGAGUUGAUUGUUCUUGCUAUAAUAGUUUAAAAAUAGAUAAUGCAAAAUGAAUACGCUGUAAACUUGGUCGAAUGAUUCGUCUAAUAUGUCGACCGCUUUAGUUAAAGACCCCGUCAUCAAUUUUCGUACAAUAUCUAAUUUUACAUGGUUUAAAGAUACAUUAUGUAACAUUUAGAUAAAGACUUGACCGUUCUUGCUAUAAUAAUAGUUUGAAAAUAGAUACUGAAAAUUGAAUAUACUGAAAAUUUCAUUCAAAUUACUUUAUUCUGAGCCAAGUAAUUACAGGUGUACAGGUGUGUACACAUAUAGCAAAAUAUUUCGACGUGUGUUCUUGUGAUAUAAACUGUGUUUUAAUUUUAUUUAUAUUAAAGUUGCAAUUUCAUAUUUUUACGUUAUAUUUUUAAAAUUUAUUAAAAUAAAGCCUUAAAAUAGAUGGUAUCUAUAAACAGUCCUACCUUGUUAAAGAAUAAUCCUGUUAAUCCUAUAAUUCACUAUUGCCAGUUGAGAAAUUGGCAAAAAUAUCAUUUUCAUCUUCAAAUUCAAUUGUUUGAAGAUAACUACUCCAUGGUGGAGAAUAGAAAACAAGGGAGGUAAUUGUGUUAUUAUUUUCGGUGUAAAUAAGUUUUAAGUGUGAGAAUGACGCCUAUGAUCGUAUAAUAGUGAGUUGACCACCUAUUGAGCAAAAGACAUAGAAAUAAUUAUGUUUUGACUUUCUUAGAAAAUAUGAAAUUGUGACUUUAAACAUACAUUAGGCAACGAGCUAAAUCUACCUAUUGCAGGUCUUUCUUUACCCUGAAAUGGUUUCUAAAUUAUUAAUUAGACAUUAAUUAACUUAUCCAGGCCAUAAUCAACUCUUGAUGGCAUCGGAUUUCUCUGAUAUUAAAUAGAUUAGAACAGUUCAGCCAUAUUUUGAUUUAAGCUAAAAAUGGAGGAGCGAGACUUAGCUUAGAACAACCAGUAUUGUGGUUCGAAAUUUUUGCACACGUCUUGUCAGACCUUCAAAGACUAAUAUCUUCGCUUGCAAUAGAGUAAUUUGAAUGAAAUUUUCAAAUUAUUCAUUUUACAUUAUCUAUUUUCGAACUAUUAUAACAAGAAUGGCCAGCUCUUUAAUGAAAUCUUACAUAAUGUAUCUUUAAACUAUUAUAGCAAGAAUGGCUAGGUCUUUAUCUAAAUCUUACAUAAUGUAUCUUUAGUGUAAAGUAAGGUAUUUGUUUUUUGUUGUAUUUUCUUGUCAGACGUUGACGUCCAGAAUUAAACAAGACGGUUUAAUAGUU